Messenger RNA from Haliotis rufescens (red abalone), 10635 nucleotides. RefSeq names its product zinc finger protein 106-like. Gene Ontology annotation, cellular component: cytosol; membrane. The coding region runs from base 136 to 6468 and encodes 2110 amino acids. Lineage: Eukaryota; Metazoa; Mollusca; Gastropoda; Lepetellida; Haliotidae. Gene Ontology annotation, molecular function: SH3 domain binding; RNA binding. The transcript is spliced from 19 exons. The record is from RefSeq and is a predicted model, not a curated record.
GCCAUACAAACAUGGCGGCUUUCAUCCGAUCCUGGAAUCGACAGGGCGAUUCCUAAUGUUUUCUUGAUAGUGCAUGUUUACCUUUUGCACAUGUAUUGCUAAAGAAGACACCCAUCGUAAACGAUAAGGGGCAUCAUGUCUGAUGACGAGGCUAAGAAAACUGUGGCUAAAGACAAGAACAUGCACAAAUGUAAUUUGUGCACCCUGUCAUAUGCAUCUGAAAGAGAUUUGCGAGAACACUUUUGGUCUCUGAUGCAUCACACAAACAUAGAAUGCAAGAAAAAGAACAGUCAGCACAACUGCACUCUCUGUUUUACUACCUGUGGAAGUAUUGCGGAAUAUCGGAAACAUCUGAGUGGUGAGAAACAUAAGAAGGCUGCAGAAGAAAAUCGUAAUGCUGAGGAUGAAAAGGAGGCAGCAGAGGCAAGGGAAGCUCAACAUAAAAAAUCUGUGGCAAGGGUGCCAGAUAAGCACAGUAACAUGAAGGACAGGCAAACUUUGUCUGGUGAUGACGAUCAAGAACAGGAGGAACAGAGUGAAGGGUUCAGGAGAGACCCUAUUUUCUACAAGAGGAAGAAAAAAGCCCAGUCCGAAAAACAACAAAAAGACAUUAACCAGCAACAUUCAAGAUGGGAUCAGCCUGACCCUUACAAUGAUGGAGACUAUGAUAGAUAUGGCAACCCAUGGGACCAAGGCUACAACUACCGCUUCAACAAUAUGUGCCACAAUGACUAUUACCAAAAUGGCUAUCAUAGUGGAUAUGGCCAUCAAGAUUUUCAAAAUCGAUAUGGCAACGGCUAUGGUUGGUUUCCCCCAAGAGGCGGUUUUGUUGGCUUUAAUGGGCCCCCAAGAGGGGCGGUGCAAGGACCAAGAUAUGUGGACUUUGAUAGUCAUGAGAAUGUGAGAAUGGAUGAUGAUAUGGACAUGGAGGGGGAAAGUGGGGAGGAGGAAGGUGUGAGUGUGCAUAAUAAGGAGUUUCCUUCCUAUCAAGGCCAGUACUGGAACGAUUAUCAGCCUAAUGGGCAUCCACCUCCACCGUGGCAUGGUUCAUGGAAUAACAGUAGUCAGAGAGGCAGUGUUGGGGAAGUGGAGUUUGAACAGAACAAUGAAGAAAGGGCAGUUGGGACAAAGAGUAAGAAAAAGAAGAAAGGAAAGUGGAAGGGAAAGACAAAGACACAAGGGGAGAGACACAAAGGAAAGGUUAACCCUACAAAUGGUGAAAGUCCUAAUACUGCAAAUGCAAGGAAACGGUGUCGAAAGUCUGAUCCUGUGAAAACAGACCCCAAAACUUCUCGAUUGGGAGAUGUGAACAGCAUAUGUGCUGAGGCAAAGGCAGUGAUGGAUGGUUUCACAUUCCAGUUUGAUAAAGUGUUUAGUAGUGACCAUGAUGCAGAGACACUUUCUCACUCGGUGAGGUCAACAUCUUCCAACAAGUCCAAGUCUUCAGCAAAAAGCAGGAGUAGCAGUAGUAGCCCCUCGUUAAGACUGAAGAGCCUUAGUGCAAGGAAACUUCAGAAUAGUCGAGUCUCACCAAAGAGUAUUCGUGUGUCCCCUAAAGUAAAUCGGGACAGUAAGGUAGUUAGAAGUGAACUGCAAAGUGAUGACACAAAUGCAGAGUCUGGUGUUUUAGAAAAAGCUGAGAAGCUGUGUAAAGAACUUAGGGAAAAGAGGCAGAAAGCUAAAUCAGACAAAGAGAGGAUAAUGAAGUCCAAGAAAAAUGAAAUGAGGGAUGUGUUGAACAAGCAAAUCAAGACUUUAAGUGAUGCAAAUAAAUCUAGAAUCAAGGGUCAUUUGGCAUCUGUUGAGAAAGACUCUGCUGUGUCUUCUCUUCAGGAAAGUGGUAUUGCAUCGUUCUCAUCUUCGCAGACAUCUGCAGAUCUAACUGCCAGCAGAAGCUCACUUGCUUCCAGUUCACAGACUUUGGUUUCUCAAAGUGAAGAUCAAACCUCAACUCCUAGAAAUGAUAUUGAGAGGAUAAGGCACAGUAUUGAAAACAGUGUCAGAAGAUCUUUGUCAAGCCCAGCAAAACCAACGUCAUCUUCUAGUGAAUCUCCUGUUAACAGCUCAAAAAACAGGAAGCCAUUGAGCAAAGAUUCUUUGUUGAAGAUGGUGAACUCACCGAGGUCCAGAAAUGAGAGGCUGCAUUUAGCGAGAAUGUUGAGAACCCGUGCCAGAACACAGAACAAAUUAGCCCCUUCAAGAUUGAAUGUUCAGCUGAAUGGACUGUAUGACAACUAUGAAUUUGAUGAAGAGGACAUCCCUGCUAUAUCUCUGGAAGACCUGUCACCAGAAGUCAAGCUACAGAUUGCUCAGCUGAUUGAGGAUGAUGUAAAUAUAGACUUAAUUAACAGUGAGCCGGAUACUCCAAGUUCUCCUGGUAUUGAAGCCAAGGUUAACCUCAGCAAGCCGUCCAGCAUCAGCAGAUUAGAGGCUAUGGAAGCAGCAGCUGGUUAUGGAACGAUGGCAAACACGAUUCAAUCAGAUGCUGCAUUGUCCAUUGCCGAUCUGAAUAGCCCACCCCACAGACCUCUGCGUGAAAGUUCCACACACCAGGCUGUUCUGAAUGUUGAGUCACUGGAGACCAUGCAGUUCAGAGAGUCUUCCAUUACUGUGACAUCGAUUGAUGGCAUUCCUCAAUUGCAAGUGUCAGAGCCAACUGUCAGCUCCAACUUUAGUCCACUGACAUUAUCAAGCCCAGUUCCUACAAGUGUGCCCAGUGCUACUUCCUGUGGGGAUGGUGUUCCGAAACACAUGUCAUCGGCUGUUUCCAGUGCUGUGGAUCUGGGCAGAAGAGCUUUACAGAUGAGUGGCCUUGAGGACAGGCUGAGCCUCAGUCACAGUUGUACAUCUGUGGCUACACCAAGUCCACAGAGUUUGGUCCCAAGUGUGAACCCACCUCAAAGUCAGUAUCUGAUGAGUGCAGUGCUGGAGCUCUCCUUGAAGGAGGAAGAGAAACAGAAAGAUAUUGAUGAGCUGGAACGGAAGAUUGAUGUGAUGCGGCAGAUGCUCAGGAGGACUUUGGACCAUCUUGAGAACAGCGAGCAGCGUAGGAAGGAGCUCCUUAAUGAUAACAAGAAGAUCAGGGAGAGAAAACUGAAAGUGUUGAGAGAACUGAUGGGACAUCAAUCAUUAGAAUCUCCUCUGCACACCACUCAGCUUUCCUCUCCACUCCAUGCAGUCUCCGAGAACGUCAUGACUCCAACACGGAGCCACUUGUCAUCCGAAUCCAUGGACAUUGACUUUGUCACAGACUGUGUAUCAUCUACAAGUCAGGCUAAGCCAGACUCUAACGUCAGGAUCGAUCUUCCCCACCCAGAUUUCCUUUCUUCAAGACUCCCAGAUCAUCGAACAGAGGCCCCAUCCCCAGCAGACACAGCUACAAGGCCAGUAUCCAUGUCUACUGUUUCUGCUCCCUCCUCCUCAGUUACUAAGGAGGUUGACACUAACCUUGCACACUCCUCUCAAUCCCGGGACAAGCCCACUAGUUCUCUCUCACUAAGUUGUGUUUCAGUUAAGCAAGAGCAGAACAGCCCGCCACCUGAUAUAACCCCAUGUGUCACAUCCCCCAGUUUGACCGAGACCGGUGGUGGUGAGAGUGCUACAGUUGUUGAUAGUUUUGUGCCUAACUCAUCUGUUACAAAGUCCACCCAACCUGGAACAGUUUUGUUAAAUACCCAACCCUUGUUGGACAGUUUUGAGUCCAGUUCUGAUCCUACUGCUUCUGAAGCUCAUUUGAUCUCCUCAUUUACUUCUGGGAAAGCUGGAACAAAUGUGGAUUUUUCUUCUCUGACUGAUGUAGCGGCGGUCAUCAGACCUACAGUGGAUUCUUCUCACACAAUCAUAAAUAUGACAAAUUGUUAUCACACAUCUACUCCUUGUGCAGAAACUCAAACUGAUACAGAUCGUUUGGCCUCCUUUUCAACCUGGUCUCCACUGGCAGACCGUCUGACCUCAGUAUCAGGGUCUUCCCUCAGGAGAACACAUUCCGUGGAUGCAGUGACAAGUGUCAGUGGUAAAAACACUGCCACUGGAUCAACUCCAAACACACCAAAUUUAUGUGACUCAUCUAAUUCAACUAUCAGGCACAUUUUGGCAAGUCCCCCAGUAGCUGACGUCUGCUCUAAAUCUCCCUUUGAUAAAGAUGCUAAGGACUCAACAAGUUCAGGAUUUGUGUCUGUGGCAUCAGCCCAAAGAAGGAUCUCAGAAUCUGAAAUGUCACCCAGUAAGGAGUCAAUGUCUUUGAUGAGUGUUACCUCUGGCAGAACAAGAACAGUGUCUGAAUCCAGUGAUGGUGAUGCGGGUAAACGGUCACAGUCGGUUCCAAUGACCUAUCUUGGUAGUAUUAGUGGAGGUGUCGAAACAGCUGCAGUUUUAAAAAAGCUUGCAGCAGACUUGGGUAACCUGGGCAGUUUGAACAACAUGUCUUGUGUUAUGCUUGACAGACAAGAUAUUUCUGAUAAAUUUCAAUCUGUAUCAUCGCGAACAAGAAGGAACUCUGAAAAUAGUCAAAAGUCAUCAAACCAAGUUGCAACAGAUUUCCAUUUGAUGGAACUGGACCUGAAAGGUGAUAACAGUGGGAAGGACUCGACUCCUAGAGACGAGUCUGACCAGAAUGGGAGCAUCGUCAGCAACAGCUCCCUGGGGGAGAAGAUCAGGCGGUAUUGUCAGACAGUCAACAGAAGGACGUCCCUGGAAACUAUUGAAGGAGAAGCAUCAGAUGGGGAUCGGACUUUGAGGGAAGAAGACUUUGCAAGACCUGAGAGUCCGGGAUCUGACAACACACCAGGAAGAAUACUUAAACAGUGCUCAGUUGUUUUGCAGAAAUUGGAGCUAGAGAGACAGGCAGCCAAUGGAUUGAAUGAGAAUGAUGAAGUGCAGGAGAUGGCUGAUCAUGAUGUUCUGGUUCAGGAGGUUCAGCAGCAGGAGGUGAUGGUGCAGGACAAGGAACAGCCGCAGGCAGCUCCAAUUGAUGAGGCUACAAAAGUAGAUACAAAUGGGCCACCAUCUCCAGGGAGGAAAAAGAGAAAAACUAAGAAAGAGAGAGAUAUUUUGGCCAACAGAAGGAAAUACUGGUUUGAUUCCAGUUCUGAUAAUAACUCUCAGGAAGAAGAAACUGUGCCCAAGCUGUCAACUCUUAAACAACAGCUUGUAUUUAGUCAGAAAGAUAAUAAUAACUCCGAUCUAGAACAAGGCUCUUUGGAUAACAAUAUUGCUGAUAUCAAGAGGGAGAUUGAACAAUUUGAAGAUCAAGUUCAAGCAGAAGUUCCUCAGAACAAGGUGGAUGUGAUGGGGAAUCCUAAUGAUGACCCACUCUCACUGAGGAUGCAGGCUGAGGAUGCAGGUAAAGCGCCCAAAUCACCAUCACAUGCAGCUAAAGCUGGUUGCCCAUCAAGUGUGGCCUACGCUGGCCCUUCUGACCCUGUCACCUGUCUGCAGGUCUUCAACAACCAUCUGUAUGUGUGCUACCAGGGAAAAGAUAUUCACAGAUAUCACCUUGUGACAGGCGAGAUGGACAUGCAGUACAACUGCAGCUAUCACUCCGUACAGUGCAUGGCUGUGGUCGCCGUACCAGGAAAGGAGGACUGUAUCUAUGCUGGUGGGCUUUCGUUCCAUGUGCUGCUCUUCAAUGUAAAGACUCCCCACAUUGUCCAGACAUUUGAGUUGUCUGAGGAGAUCAAAUGUAUGCACUACGAUGCAGGGACACUGUAUGUGGGACUGAUGUCAGGUUCUGUGGAGGUGUUCGAGGUCAAGAACCAACGCCACAAAGACUCAUUCCAGUGUGCCUACCAGGCUAUACACUGUAUCUCCUCGGCCCGAGAGGGAGGCAGUAAACUCAUCUGCGUGUCUGCCCAGGACACCACAAUCUCCGUGUGUGAUGCUCGCAGCGGGCUGCCUGUCAGAAUACUCGGGGGACACAAAAAGACCUCCUUCUCUGUUAUGUCAUCUGAUCACUUUGUGUUCAGUGGGUCUGGAGACAGGACAGUCAUGAUGCAUAACCUACAUACUGGCAAGCUGGAGUGGACAUUCAAAGAACAUGGUGGCAUUGUGACGAGUGUGUGGGUUGAAGGAAACACCCUCUACUCAGCUGGUUAUGACAGAUUGGUCAGGUGCUUUGACAUUAAGAGCCACACUUUGAGAAAAAUGUACUAUGGAGCUGGCAAGGGUGUGAUAAUGAGUAUUGCUGUACAUGGUGAUGAGCUGUUCACAGGCAGCCGUGAGGGCCAUGUUGAGUGCAUUCAGAUGAAGGCAGAAAGUUGGCCCUGCAAGAUUGACAGCUGCCAGUAUGUGUUUGGUGUGAGGGAGCACCUGCUGCAUCACCUCCUCACAGACCAUGUUCUGCCCAACAACAAGCUGGCGCGCUGCAUGUGGAAGGACUGCACUGAUUGGCUCACACAGCAGAGAGAUGAUAGGUCAGUGGAAUCUCACAUGAGGAAACAUUUGGACAGUCUCAAUGGAAUCACAGUCUGAGUGUGAUGAAGAUGAAUGUGAUCUAACAUCAGUCUUUCAACAUGGAGAAUGUUUUGUCUUUGGCCAUGAAACUGUGGGUAGAGUAGCUGAAGAUGAAUUGAUAUCAGUGAUAUGAACAUGCAUGUUGUGAUGUACUCAUUCAGGAAGAAAAGGUACCGUCAACAUCCAAGGGAAGUUCUGCCGAAAUUCUGAGUUACUGACUGUGAAGGCCAUCUUCUGUACAGAUAUCUUAAGUGAAGUCCUAAAUGUCGGGGGAUAUCAAAUUGAAAUGUGGGUACAUUGUUUAAAUACAGGACUAUAUUGUGUGGGGUAAUAUUGGAGUUUACAGUUAGCUUGUUUAAAGUUACAGGAGCUUGACUAUUUUGUAUCUGCUCCAGUUACAUUAGAAAUUUCUUGAUGUUAUGCAUUUGUGAUUUGCAUAAUUGAAUGAAGCUCAAAUGAACAAAACUGUCCUACAAGUAUGAUUUCAUUUUCUUUUGAUGGGUACCAGUAAUACAAAGCUGUGUGCUACCUGGGUGUGAGAGAUUCUACAAUACUGAUACGGAUGUGUGAAAAAAUACCCUUGUGCAAAAAAUGCCUGAGAAGGAAUAAUUUGUUAUACUUUGGGAUUGUUACUUCACUGUGUUUGCUUUUGAAAUAAAGGUAAUCAUUUUCCUAUCCUAGGUCAGAGCACCAUGCACCUGCUUUUGGUUAAUCAGUUAAUUAUUUCACCAUGUCACAAUCUGUACACUAACAGUAUUCAAAAUCAAGUCAAAAUCAGGUCAAGAUAUCCUUGUUAUAUAUAGCUUAAAUGUUGAAAGAUUUAGAGGGUGUUUGGAUUCAAUUAUGUAAAGACAGCCCUUCCAGUUAAACCAGCAGAGAGCAACCAAGCUCUUAGUUAUGUACACACUUCUUUAAUAGUUCUGGUGAAAAAGUGGCGGGUUUUAAUCAAAACAAUGCACACUAAAUGAGGUCUGUGUCUUGUUUGUAAUUGUGUGGCUGUUACAUAUACAUAUUCCAGAGUUGGUUGCUCUCUGCUGGUUUGCAUUGGUAGGCCUGAAAGAGCAAACCUAAAUGACCCAAAGACACCUCCCUUAUUUCAAAAACUGCAGGACCUCCUAACACACAAUGCUUGUUAUUAGUUGAGUGAGGUCUCAUGCAGAAGGACUGAGUUAAUUUGUCCUUAGUUGUGGUUGCUAAAGAUUCUGUAUUCUGUCACUCUCAAAGUACAAUAACACAACUCCAGUACCACUGAAAGACUCAAUACUUCAGGGCUUUCAGUCUUGUGAAAUUAUUGUGCAGGACAUUGACUGAUGAAAGUUGAAUUCCAUUUAUGACUUUUAACAUUCAACUGUACAGUGAACCAUUGAACUUACAGCCCGUGUCUAAAAGCUCCUGUGAUAUCGAAUAUUGAAGAUCCAUUUUGAAUUGCUUUGACCAAGAUGUCUCUUGUGAUUAAAAGUACAGAUUUGAAGAAAAUGUGUACUUUCAUUGUAUAGAUACUUCACCUCAGUAUUGCAUGAAACAUGUCAAUAAAUGUGGGCCUGAUGUAACUCCUGAAAGAUGAAGCGUUGUGAUGUCUUCUGAUGAACUUACAAAUAUAAGUCAUCAACCAUAGACAAGACUUGUGCUAGAAUACUGUCUGGGAGCAAAUGAAUGUUUAGCUCACCUUACUGAAAGUCAAGUGAGCUUAUGUCAUGGCCUGCUUGUCCAUCAGCAUCUGUAAACGUCUUCUUGUCGGGAUCAACUCGACAAAUGAGGCCGACACUUCACAGGCUUGUUCCCACCAGUCUUGAUGCCUGAAUUUGCUCAAGAUUUUCAAUAUGGUCAUCACUACAGCUUUAUGAUAAAAACCUACUUAUAUCCACUGCUCAAAAUGUACUGUAAUGCUCUUAAAUUAUCUCAGAAUGCAUUUUUGGCUCUGUAAAGAUCUUCUAAUCGGAAGCUGGCACGUUCAAAUCAUUAGGAUUUUUGGGUCGGUUUUGGAGGGAAACAAUUGUAUGGCAUUAGAAAUAUAUUUCUCCUUAGAAGGUAUACAAAGCUCACUGUUGAGACUUUAUGUGAAGUAUAUUUAACUGUAGUACAUUAUUACUUUGCAAAAAUGUUAUACAAUGAUACAUUCAUUCCUUUAGGGAAUUAGAAAUAUUAUGAAAAUUUAUUUACUUGUUUCAUGUUUGUCUAUACAUGUAGAGUAUUUAUGUAGAAGAUAUUUGAAUAGCAGUUUUGACCGCAAUGUAUUUUUUAGAUGCAGUCCUUUUUUUGACAUUUUAAACUUUGACCUCAUAUCCUGGUGAGCUACAUUGCAGUGGCACUAUUUUAAUUUGUAUUUCACAUUUUUUAAGGAUGUGCCUAAGGGAUGAAAAGUUACACCCAAAUCACAAUAUAUUAACUGAUACUUAGUUAACAGUACGGGAAAUACCAGUAAACUAUUUCUGAGUGAACCUGCAAUUAUUUUCUAUUUCAUAUAGAAAAUACAAUAAUAAACAUCGUAGUGUUUUGUUCAGAUAACAGGACAGACGUAGCAACUGUCAAUUGAAGCAGCUAAAACAAGGAGUCAAUUCUCUUCCACUCUUCAGAUAAUGAAAUUUGACAGUCCCUGGAAUAUCAAGGUUACGGCGUCAUGUAGAAUAUUGAUGAAGUUGAAAUAAAUUGAUUUGAAUCUUGGUAUUGAAUGUCCAUUAAGGUACUCUAUUUACAUGACCUUUGAUUCCUGGAAAAAAUGCCUCAAAUGUUGUGUGCUCCAAGGGAUAAUAAACCAAGUGAUUGACCUCAAGUCAGCCCAUUUGUCUGAAUAGAGAAUCAAAAUAGAGCCUGAAACACCUUAGUCAGUUUAUUGACCUGUUGCCCAGUACCCUUAGUAGUCCUGUAAGGUUAUGUGCACUGUCCACAUUGUUCCACAUUGUGUACAGAGGUCACUGUCCUUGUUCCACAUUGUGUACAGAGGUCACUGUCCUUGUUCCACAUUGUGUACAGAGGUCACUGUCCUUGUUCCACAUUGUGUACUGAGGUCACUGUCCUUGUUCCACAUUGUGUACUGAGGUCACUGUCCUUGUUCCACAUUGUGUACAGAGGUCACUGUCCUUGUUCCACAUUGUGUACUGAGGUCACUGUCCUCGUUCCACAUUGUGUACUGAGGUCACUGACCUCGUUCCACAUUGUGUACAGAGGUCACUGUCCUCGUUCCACAUUGUGUACAGAGGUCACAGUCCUUGUUCCACAUUGUGUACAGAUGUCACAGUCCUUGUUCCACAUUGUGUACAGAGGUCACUGUAUUUGUUCAUGCUUGAGGAUCAGCAACAAAUGUUAAUUAAUCCAGCAACAAUUCAGCUGGUUUGUUAUUUUUUGUGUCUUGGUACAUAAAGUGUCUCAUAGUUUGUUUUGCAUUUAAAACUUUGCAUUUUUAUCAAGACUGUGAUAGUUUUAUGUAGAAGUAGUGCUACGGUAGUGUUGUGUUCAUGUGAAUAUUUUAUCUGUUUAAGCAAUCUGUUAGACAAUCAAAAGAAGGUGCUUUUCAAUAUAAUUUGUUGAACACUGCAGGUUUUAUUUGUGACAAGAACUUUUCUUUCUGUCUGUGAAAUAGGACAUUCCAUCUCAAAAUACCAUUAAACCUCAGAAACUCCUGCAACUGGCAUAUUGUUUUAAGUCAGUUACCUUAUGGUCCAGUGGAAUGCUUAUUGGCACGAUGUUGUAAAAUUGGCACUCUCCUUGUCUUGAACUACAGUUAUCUCACAUGUUUGACGGUCCUUGGACAAAGACUAAACAGGUGUCAAUGUACAGGAAAUCAUUUGUCAUGACACCAUCAGCUACUAACCAGGGUUUUGAGAUCGACUCAUAGACAUGUUCAUUUUGAACCCUGCAGAUGGUUUUAUAACAUGGGUUUUCCCAUUUCAUUAUGAGAGCCACAUAUCACAAUGUGUGUAAUCAGCUCAGCUGACAACUCUUUUACCUUCAUCCCUAAGUGUUGCAGUUAUGAGGUUCAAUGUUAAUUUGCACAUAUUACUUUUGUUCCAAAUUUUAGACUUGUCCAGUGUUGUAACUGUGAAUAUUUACAGUUUGGUCUAUACUGUAGUCUGUUUUAUGCCUGGACACAUGACAGAUGGAAGUAAACAUCCUCAUGAUCAAAGUAGCUCCUUUUGUAUCUCAUGAUGUAUAUACAGUUGUAAAUAUGACAAUAAAACAUGAUACACA